Molecule: messenger RNA, 1685 nt
Organism: Pocillopora damicornis (cauliflower coral)
Lineage: Eukaryota; Metazoa; Cnidaria; Anthozoa; Scleractinia; Pocilloporidae
Product: TNF receptor-associated factor 6
Biological process (GO): innate immune response; lipopolysaccharide-mediated signaling pathway; regulation of apoptotic process
Cellular component (GO): plasma membrane signaling receptor complex
Molecular function (GO): protein binding; zinc ion binding; ubiquitin protein ligase activity
Source: RefSeq, a predicted model, not a curated record
GAGAGAGUUUGAAGCUGACUGGUUCACCCAGCCAAAUUUCUCUCUGAUUGAGGUACGUCAGGAGAGUACCAGCUUUUGCCAUCUGACGCGCUGCUACUCCAAAUGUUUGUACUCAGUCUUUCAUCUUCUGUGUGUUCUGUGGUGCUAUUGGUACAGGUGAUAACAUUUGAUUACCGGUAUGGCUGACAGGAUCAUGGCACAUUUGGGUACAGGAUACCAAGACUUUGAAUUUGUUAAAUAAUACACCACCCUCUAGGUUGUCCCCUUCAAGCCUUCUUUGGCUGCAUUUCCAAAGUUUCUUGUGCAAUUUAAUGCCAUGUAAAGUGGAUCCUUGUAAUAAAUGCACAACAAUCACAUAGAAACUGCUGCAUGGGAGGCUAGACUUUUUUUUGGACUUUCAUGUAGAUCAAUUUUUCUCGUCAACUGACUUCCUGGUUCUCAAAGUGUUUAAGUGAUUGAUCCCUGAAUCCCAUCCCUCAAAAUUGCUGAUUCCCGUGUCCCAUUCACAAUAACAAUCCUACAUCUCACUCCCUUGUUACUCUAAAUUCUUGGAUGCCAGCCUUCAAAUAAGCCAAAUCCUGGAUCCCGAAAAACCUAUUGGGGACCCUCUUUACUGAUGAUAUUUUCCAUGAUCAAAGUUUAAAAGAAGGAAGUCAUUACUGUGACUACCGUAUGUUAUUCUUGUAAAACUUUGAAAACUUCUAAAAUGAAUGAUAUCAUUUGGGUGAAAAUAGAUAAACUUACACCUAACGGUGAGUAAAGACUUCAAUGUAUCAAUUCUGGUUGAGAAAAUCACCAUCCACUGUAAAGGCCCUUUUAAGUUGAGGGAAUGGACUAAGAACAAGCGUUUAUGAUCAGGAUCACAAUUGAUUGUGCAGACCAGCAAAAUUACAGGAUUGAAGUAAAAUUUUAGUAGGGAUUGCAGGACUGAAGAAGCCUAUUGGGGACCCUCUGUGCAUAGAAAGGUAGAGAACCAUCAUCUUUUUGGCAAAAUGGUAAUAGCUUGAUUUCAAGUGCACCCCCUUAGGGCAAGUGAAAGUUUUAGUCUUUGAAAAGUUACAAGUGCCUAUUUACACCAAAUUGCUUGAGAAAUCAUGUUAAUUUGAAGCAAACAGCAAAGUUCCUUUUGUUACUUAGAAUUGAACCCAUUGUUGGUCGCUAAAUGAGUUUAUUUUAUUAUCAUUUUUAUAUUUUAACCCAAGAUAUACCCAGACAAGUUUGCAGAACGAGAGAUGAUGACCCUUCAGGUUUUUUGUCAAGCAAAUAGAGAAAAUGAAUGUCUUUGGAAAGGAAACCUUGGAGAGUUAGAGGAUCACCGAAGUGAGUGUCCAUAUGUUAUGGUUGGCUGCCCUAAUGACUGUGAGAAACAAGUAAAACGGAAAGAUCUCCAGCAACACAUGGCAACAGAAUGUCUGCUCAGGAAAAUCUCCUGUGAUUAUUGUAAUGAGGCAGUUUUAUGGAAUGAAUUGGAGCAACAUUUUGAAAACUGCCCCCAGUAUCCACAACAAUGCAACAUGUGUGAGAAAGAUGGUAUUAAGAGAGGCAAGCCCUUUGGGGAGUUAAUGGGCUGAGGAGAUCAUUGGUCUGUGUAGGCAGGUGAAAAUGACAGUAGACAUCAGUACAAGAUGGAAUACCACUUGGAACGAGUGUGUGUAAAUGUGAGAAUUAAAUGCCCCCUACACACU